This is a messenger RNA of Colletotrichum destructivum, 219 nucleotides long. RefSeq lists its product as uncharacterized. Lineage: Eukaryota; Fungi; Ascomycota; Sordariomycetes; Glomerellales; Glomerellaceae. The record is from RefSeq and is a predicted model, not a curated record. The transcript is spliced from 2 exons. The coding region runs from base 1 to 219 and encodes 72 amino acids.
AUGCUUCAUCAAUCUGGUGGCAUUUUGGCGACACUCGAUGAGAUGUCCCGACUUGAAGUUGAGGUCUCCGCGGCUAACUACGUCGGAUCGUCAACGUCGUUGCCGCUCCGAGCCUCACAUGCCGCAAGGAGCCGCCAACCGGGGACCAAUCUGAGUUGCACCUCCAUCCGCAAACCUUGCAUCGUCGCGGCUAUCGGCAACAAUGGAACGUUUCCGUAA